Molecule: messenger RNA, 498 nt
Organism: Rodentolepis nana
Lineage: Eukaryota; Metazoa; Platyhelminthes; Cestoda; Cyclophyllidea; Hymenolepididae
Source: the annotation of a GenBank genome assembly
AUGGCUUCUGAUAAUCCUAUUGUUGCUCGUUUGGUUUUUCAAAGAUGUACAAAAGCUAAACUACUUCUAACCGAAGAUGAACCUAAGGAUGAGUCAGAUUUUAUAGCGAUCAACGAGGGCCUAUUAGUUUUUAUCGCAAUUCUUGGUGAUAUUACUCCCAAACUUCAAAAACUGGUAAAAGCAAUUUGUACUACCCAAAUUUGCGAAAAGGAUGGAAAAUACGUUUCCAUUCUCGAUUUCCCCUGUGAUGUCAUCUUGAUUCCUCAUUUCUGUCUUGGAGGACGCCUUAAAGGCAAAUCGUUUCAGUAUCACUCCAUCGUUUCAAAGGAAGAAGCUGAGCGUUAUUUCAAGCUAAUAAAUGAUAGCUGCAGUAAUUUCGCAGCCUCAAAUUCUCAUUGGGUCUCCUCUGGUCAUCGUAUUUAUGCCGGUGCCUUUGGUAUUCGACAAAAUCUGACUGUUCAUAGUAAUGGACCCUUCACUCAUGUUGUCGAAAUAUAG